Messenger RNA from Labrus bergylta (ballan wrasse), 2361 nucleotides. It is a transcript of the gene ldah, whose product is annotated as lipid droplet associated hydrolase. Gene Ontology annotation, cellular component: lipid droplet. Gene Ontology annotation, biological process: lipid storage. Gene Ontology annotation, molecular function: lipase activity. The record is from RefSeq and is a predicted model, not a curated record. NCBI's taxonomy places the organism in Eukaryota, Metazoa, Chordata, Actinopteri, Labriformes, Labridae.
GUGGCAGAAGCAGGAAGUCCUCACACCGAGCAAACAAACAGGAGAAACAAAUCAAUGGGAGGCAUAUCAUCGUAAUCUUUUAUCUUUUAUUGAAAGCUGUAGAAAUGGAGAACAUGGUGACAGACAGAAGAGAUGAACCACAGACAGAGUUUCUCUACUGCUCUGGAGCCGUCACUGAGGUGCUCAGAUUUGGCUCCCCUCAGUUACACUCCGGACACAAAGUGCUUUUUCUCAUCAUUCCAGGUAACCCAGGUGCCGUCGGCUUCUACAGAACCUUCAUGCAAACAAUUCACAGUACGUUUGGAUACCAGCACCCGGUGUGGGCAGUAAGCCACGCUGGACACUGUGUACCCCCAGAUUCUAUGGACAUGAUAGAAGAUCCCUCCUCAGCGGCAGAGGGUGACGUGUUUGGUAUCAGCGGGCAGAUCGAACACAAGUUGGCUUUCCUCAGGAAACAUGUCCCCAGAGAAACCAGUCUGGUGCUGGUGGGACACUCCAUCGGCUGUUACAUUAUUCUGGAGAUGAUGAAGAGAGAUCCUGAACUCAAGAUUCUAAAGGCUGUCAUGCUGUUUCCGACCAUUGAGCGCAUGGCUCAGACUCCUCAGGGGAAGGUCAUGACUCCUGUGCUGUGUCAGAUGCGCUAUGUGGCCUACCUGCCAGUCUUCCUGCUCUCUCUGCUGCCCGACCGACUCAAAACCAGUCUGAUUAAACUGGUGUUCAGUGGCAUCAAAUGUCUGGACCAAACUGUUGUCCAGCCUACUGUAGGUCUGCUCAGUGGAGACUGUGCAGCAAAUGCUAUGUACAUGGGGGGCCAGGAAAUGAGGAAAGUUCUGGAAAGAGACAACAUAACCAUCAUGAACAACCUGGGAAAGCUGAUAUUUUACUACGGAGCCACAGACCACUGGUGCCCCGUUCAGUAUUUUCACGACAUCAAACAGGACUUUCCACACGGAGAUUUCAGGCUGUGUAAAAACGGAUUCAGACACGCCUUCGUCCUGGACACUGGGAGAGAAGUUGCCAAAAUGGUGGUUGAAUGGAUCCGUGGAGAUUUAAGGACAUGAAUCUGAAAAUAUGUGAUAUGAACGCUGUGGAAGAGUCUCAAUGUCCCGAGGCAGAGGGCGUUUUUUUAUUUGCAGUGGUCAAGCAAUGGAAAAGAGAAGGAGAGCUUGAUGCAAAGAAAAUAUCAAAUAUAAACAUACUAAUAUAUUUUUAUUGACGUGGUGUUGAGCUAUUCAUUUAAACUGGCCGCUGAUAUAAAGUGGUUUCACUUUUUAGAGAAGUGAUCAGUGUUGUAUUUAUACAUCUAAAGCACGAUUGUAGCACUUAUUAGUAUUUUAAGUGCUAGUUUUCACUUUGACAACUUCAUUUCACAUUCCUCUUUACAGUUGCGAAAAAGAUGUUUGAGUUUUUGAAUCUACCUGAACAAUGACUUCAACAGCACCUGCAAUUAAGGUUGUCAAAAUGUUCGAUACUUUUGGAUACCAUGAGUUUUAAAUGCUACAAUUUUAAUGAUCGAGCCCGUUCCGAUAAUAUCGGUCGAUGUUAGCAUAUCCAGUUACUAUCAGUAUCGGCUAACUUUAUCGCACAUAUGCGACGAUAAUACUCGAUUUAUUACCAGUCAAACUGCAUUAUCGUUGGAUUACACUAGCAGUUCUCAGUAACCAGCAGAGGGCGCUAUAUGGAUUACAAUAAGCGUUAUUACUCCAGAGUGACAAGCCGUGGUGCACCUACAUGCAAAGUUACUUUCCUGUUGAGUGACCAGCUUGUCUUGAUUCUGUAAAUCUUCUCCACAAUGUUGAUAACUGCUUUUGAGGGAUCAACUCAUUUGAUCUGUUUAUUGAGAUCUAUUUAUCUCUACAGAUCGAACAUAGAUUCAAAAAGAUAUCGGCCAAUAUAUCCCAGAAUCAGACAUUUUUCCUUCCCAAUGUCGAUAUCGGUAAUGGCCCCAAGAAUUUCAUAUCGGUCGGGCCCUACUUUAAAAUACUUCAGAUCUUCAGUCGUACUCUUAAACCCAAAGUUGCCUGCGGGGUUGAGAUAGAGAGAAGUGGUGGUCACAGGUCAGUUCACCUGGAUCAUAUUUGUCAUGUCACUGACUAAAGUGCACAGAUAAAAUGCCAAUGAGUUUGCUUGCAAUAUUUUCUUAAUUUCAAACAACAUCGGGUGCCUAGGACCUUUUUGUGUUGUUGCCAUGGCAUCCAGACGGGUACUGAUAUUGUUUGAUUCUCACCUGUAUCAUACUGAAGUUUAAAGUUGUGGUGCUGUGAAACACAUAUGCCUUUUUGAUUUUCAACCUAUUUUCAUCCACCGUGUCUGUGACACAUCAGAGCUUCUUUUAUCAAUAAAGGAACGAGAACUCCUGGA